This is a messenger RNA of Pteronotus mesoamericanus, 7912 nucleotides long. It is a transcript of the gene SORBS1, whose product is annotated as sorbin and SH3 domain containing 1. Gene Ontology annotation, cellular component: nucleus; cell-substrate junction; cytoplasm. The transcript is spliced from 29 exons. The coding region runs from base 619 to 5535 and encodes 1638 amino acids. The record is from RefSeq and is a predicted model, not a curated record. Gene Ontology annotation, biological process: cell-substrate adhesion. NCBI's taxonomy places the organism in Eukaryota, Metazoa, Chordata, Mammalia, Chiroptera, Mormoopidae. Gene Ontology annotation, molecular function: protein binding.
AAACACACAUAAUGUAAAAUUUAACAUCUUAACUCCUCUUUAAGUUCAGUGGUGCUGAGUACAUACACGUUGUGUGUAACCACCACCACCACCAUACAUCCCAAACCCUUCUUAGCUUGUAAAACAGAAAGUCUAUAUCCAUUAAACAAUGCCCCGUUCUCCCUGAUGCCCCAGCUCCUGGCAGCCAUUCUACUUUCUGUCUCUGUGUUUGACUACUCUAGCAACCUCAUAUAAGUGGAAUCAUCUACUCUUUAGCUUAUUCCCUGAACAUAAUGUUCUCAAGGUUCAUACCUGAUGCCUUUAUCGAGAGUGCCCUUCAUUGCCCGACUUUGCACAGGAAGGCAGAGCCAGAGACGGGUGUCUUGGCUCUUAGAAGCUACUUCAGUUAGUAAAGCCUGACGUUUUGUACAGUAAGUGUUGGUAAUAUCAACCUCACAAUAAGAUACAGAGUGAUUAUAUUAAUCAGUAUAUUAAAGCAAUAAACAAAGGGUAAUAGGAUUAAACCAGGACCUUCUUGGCUAGAAUACUUUCCUUUUAUCAUACAACAAUUUAGAAUGUUUCAUACAUAUGUAUCUUUAAAUAGGAUGAAGCCUAUUUUUUUAAUCUUUACACGAGGAUAUGUUUAUUGAUUUUAGAGAGAGAAGAAGGAGAGAGAGGGAGAGAAAUAUUGAUGGGAGAGAGAAACAUCAAUCUGAUGUCUCCUGUACGUGGCCCAUCCGGGGAUCGAACCCACAACCUAGAGCAGUUCAGAGCCCCCAGCUGCCGAAGACUUGUCCUGUCACCACCAUGAGCUCUGAAUGUGACGUUGGCGCUUCUAAAGCCGUGGUGAACGGGUUGGCACCAGGCAGCAAUGGGCAGGACAAAGACAUGGAUCCUACAAAAGUCUGCACCGGGAAGGGAGCCGUGACUCUCCGGGCCUCGUCCUCCUACAGGGACACCCCAAGCAGUAGCCCCGUGAGCCCUCAGGAAACCCCACAGCACGAAAGCAAACCGGGUCUGGAGUCAGAGGACCCCUCCGCAGAUGAGUGGAGGCCUUCUUCCAAUGCUGAUGCCAAUGGAAACGCCCAACCCUCUUCACUCGCUGCCAAGGGCUACAGAAGUGUGCACCCCAACCUUCCUUCCGACAAGCCCCAGGACUCCAGUCCUCUGCUAAAUGAAGCUUCUUCAUCACGCGCUGGCGCCGAGUCCCACACCUUUGCACCAGUUCGCAAGCCGUCAUCGGCCUACCCCUCCACGACAAUUGUCAACCCCACUAUCGUGCUCUUGCAGCACAACAGAGAACAGCAGAAACGACUCAGUAGCCUUUCAGAUCCUGCGUCAGAAAGAAGAGUGGGAGACCAGGACUCGGCACCAAUCCAGGAAAAACCCACCUCUCCUAGCAGGACUACUGAGAAAAAGGCCAAGGAUGACAGGCGGGUGGUUAAGAGCGCUCAGGACCUAAGCGAUGUGUCAAUGGACGAAGUGGGCAUCCCGCUCCGGAACACCGAGAGAUCAAAAGACUGGUACAAGACCAUGUUUAAACAGAUCCACAAACUAAACAGAGAUGAUGAUUCAGAUCUGUACUCUCCUCGAUACUCCUUUUCUGAAGACACCAAAUCUCCCCUUUCUGUGCCUCGCUCAAAAAGUGAGAUGAACUACAUUGACGGUGAGAAGGUAGUGAAGAGGUCCGCCACUCUUCCCCUCCCGGCCCGCUCUUCCUCACUCAAAUCCAGCCCAGAAAGAAACGACUGGGAGCCCCCAGAUAAGAAAGUGGAUACAAGAAAAUACCGUGCAGAGCCCAAAAGCAUUUACGAGUAUCAGCCGGGCAAGUCCUCCGUUCUGACCAACGAAAAGAUGAGUCGGGAUAUAAGCCCAGAAGAGAUAGAUUUAAAGAAUGAACCUUGGUAUAAAUUCUUUUCGGAAUUGGAGUUUGGGAAACCGCCUCCCAAAAAGAUAUGGGAUUAUACUCCUGGAGACUGCUCUAUCCUUCCUAGAGAGGAUAGAAAGACUAAUCUAGAAAAAGAUCUCAACCUCUGCCAAACAGAGUUAGAGGCAGAUUUAGAAAAAAUGGAGACGCUUAACAAAGCCCCCAGUGCAAACCUGUCACAGAGCUCAGCAAUCAGCCCCACUCCGGAUAUUUCUUCAGAGCCUCCUGGAUAUAUAUAUUCUUCCAACUUCCAUGCAGUGAAGAGGGAGUCAGAUGGGGCUCCCGGGGAUCUCGGAAGCUUGGAGAACGAGAGACAGAUUUAUAAAAGCGUCUUGGAAGGUGGAGACAUCCCGCUCCAGGGCCUCAGUGGGCUCAAGCGACCCUCCAGCUCGGCCUCCACUAAAGUGGAUCGUAAAGGUGGGAAUGCUCACAUGAUUUCUUCAUCUUCAGUUCAUAGCCGAACGGUUAACACUAGCAAUGCAUUAGGCCCUAUGUGUAAGCACAAGAAACCCCUGUCCGCUGCAAAAGCCUGCAUUUCGGAAAUCCUCCCCUCCAAGUUCAAACCCAGGCUCUCUGCUCCCAGCGCUCUUUUGCAGGAACAGAAGAGUGUCCUGUUGCCAUCAGAAAAGGCUCAGAGCUGUGAGAACCUUUGCGUUUCGGUUUCUUUGAAUGAUUCCAAGAGAGGGCUCCCACUCCAAGUCGGGGGGAGCAUCGAGAACCUGCUCAUGCGCUCCCGGCGGGAUUACGACAGCAAGUCCAGCAGCACCAUGAGCCUGCAGGAGUACGGCACCAGCGCCAGGAGGCCCUGCCCUCUCUCAAGGAAGGCUGGGAUGCAGUUCUCCAUGCUUUACCGGGACAUGCACCAGAUCAACCGAGCUGGCCUCUUCCUGGGAUCUGCCUCUUCCUCCAGCGUGCGCGACCUUGCCUCCCACUUUGAAAGGAGCAGCCUGGCCUUGGCCAGGGGGGAGCUGGGCCCCAGCCAGGAGGGCUCUGAGCACAUCCCCAAACACACUGUCUCCUCCCGCAUCACGGCUUUUGAGCAGUUGAUUCAGAGGUCGCGGUCCAUGCCAUCCCUGGACCUGUCCGGCAGGCUGAGCAAGUCCCCCACGCCUGUGCUGUCCCGGAGCGGCCUGACCUCAGCCCGCUCCGCCGAGUCCCUCCUGGAGUCAACUAAGCUCCGGCCCAGGGAGAUGGACGGAAUGAACCCCAGUGGGGUCUAUGCCUCCCCGACAUGCAGUAAUAUGGGGGACCCCACCUUGGGCUUCAGGGGCCUGGCACCUUCAGAGCCCCUCUCCACCUGCUCGGACGAGCUCGACCACUGCUCGAACAUCUCCAGUGACAGCAGGGAGGGCAGCGGCGGCAGCGUCCAUGGAGACUUCCCCAAACACCACCUCAACAAGUGCAAGGGCACCUGCCCGGCCUCCUACACCCGCUUCACCACCAUCCGGAAGCAUGAGCAGCAGCAGACAUCCAGACUGCCUGACUGGCGCCCAGAUUCCAGAGGGGACAGGAGCACGCUCCUCAGGAACAUCUACCUAAUGAGCCCCCUCCCCUUUCGGUUGAAAAAGCCCCUCCAGCACCACCCCAGACAACCUUCCCCAGGCGACUUCUCCGGCCCGCCGCUGGGCCGGAAGCCAGACCUCCCCAGUCAGCCCCAUCAGGACGAGCCCCGCUCCAGGGGGAAGCCCUCGGUCCCCAAACGCCUGUCUUCGCGACACACCAUGGCCAGGCUGAGCCGGGUCUCAGAGCCCCCUCAGGAGAGACCCACGGUCCCCGAGGACUGCCCAAGGGCCUUUAGUAAUGGGAACUCUGUGCCGUACUCAGACCACGGUCUGGACAGAAACAACAACCCACAAAGUGAACUGGGACCAUCCCUUGGAGAUUCAGAAUCACCAAGACAUUUUGUCCCCGCUGACUACUUGGAAUCCACAGAAGAAUUCAUUCGAAGACGUCAUGAUGAUAAAGAGAAACUUUUAGCGGACCAGAGACGACUUAAGCGCGAGCAAGAAGAGGCCGAUAUUGCAGCUCGGCGCCACACGGGUGUCAUUCCAACGCACCACCAGUUUAUCACUAAUGAGCGCUUUGGGGACCUCCUCAAUAUAGACGAUACGGCAAAAAGGAAAUCUGGGUCAGAGAUGAGACCUGCCAGAGCCAAAUUUGACUUUAAAGCUCAGACACUAAAGGAGCUUCCUCUGCAAAAGGGAGACAUUGUUUACAUUUAUAAGCAGAUUGAUCAGAACUGGUACGAAGGAGAGCACCACGGCCGGGUGGGCAUCUUCCCGCGCACCUACAUCGAGCUUCUUCCUCCUGCAGAGAAGGCUCAGCCCAAAAAGUUGCCACCAGUGCAGAUUUUGGAAUAUGGAGAGGCCAUUGCUAAAUUUAACUUCAAUGGUGAUACGCAAGUAGAAAUGUCCUUCAGGAAGGGUGAGAGGAUCACGCUGCUUCGACAGGUGGAUGAGAACUGGUACGAAGGGAGGAUCCCAGGGACAUCCCGGCAAGGCAUCUUUCCCAUCACCUAUGUGGACGUGAUCAAAAGGCCACUGGUGAAAAACCCGGUGGAUUACAUCGACCUGCCUUACUCCUCCCCAAGUCGUAGUACCACCGCGAGCCCACAGUUUCCCAGUCACAGCAAGCUCAUCAUGCCAGCCCCCUCAUCUCUGCCUCCCCCCCACCGAGCUCUGUCCCCUGAGAUGCAAGCUGUCACCUCUGAGUGGAUCUCCCUGACUGUAGGGGUCCCAGGCCGGCGUCCUCUGGCCCUGACCCCACCUCUGCCUCCUCUGCCGGAGGCAUCUGUCUAUCGCACUGACCACAUUGCCUCGUUGGCAAGGCCCAGUCCCUCCCUGUCCUUCAGCCUCCCCUAUUCGAGUUGGUCAGAUCGUUCCACCCCCGGCUCGACGGUUUCCCCGCUGGCCCUCCCUGCCCCCCAAAAAGCCUACUCCGUGGCUCCCAGUGCCCAGGCCUCCCUUCAUGUCAACGGAGACAGUGGUAUCCACAUGCCACCUUCAGGGUUCCAGCAGGACAGCUACUCCCAGCCGCUACUUGGGAGCUCAGAUAGAGUCAUCUCAGAGCUCAGCAACGCCUUUAGCAGCCAGGGUAAGCAGCAGCCGUGGCCAGAAGAAAGCAGACAGUAUGAGAGGAAAACAGAGAGGGAGGCAGGUGAGAGGUGCCCUGGUGGACCCAAGAUCUCUAAGAAGAGCUGCUUGAAACCAUCAGACGUGGUCAGGUGCCUGAGCACCGAACAGAGACUCUCAGACCUCCACAGCCCAGAGGAGAGCCGGCCCGGCAAGCCCCUGGGUGGCCCUUUUCCGGGAAGGGAGGCUGAGCAGACAGAGCCGCGUAGAGGUGGCGAGCAGGCUGAGCGGAAGGCUGCUCGGACUGGUACGAGCCAGCAACCUCAAGCCCAGCAGCGAAGAGUCACCCCAGACAGGAGUCAUGCCUCCCAAGAUUUAUUUAGCUACCAAGCAUUAUAUAGCUAUAUACCACAGAACGAUGAUGAGUUGGAACUCCGAGAUGGAGAUAUUGUUGAUGUCAUGGAAAAAUGUGACGACGGAUGGUUUGUUGGUACUUCAAGAAGGACAAGGCAAUUUGGUACUUUUCCAGGCAACUACGUAAAGCCUUUGUAUCUAUAAGAAGACUGAAAAUCACAGAGAUGAUUUUUAUUGGAGGAUGAAGCGUAAUUCAUGACCGGUCUCUUUAUUUAAAAUUUGAGUCAGUAGGGAAAGUAAUGCAGUGGAUAAAGUAAGAAGCAAAAGAGAGGGACAGAGAAGUGUGUUGUGUUUAAAACUGAAGCCUGUCUAAGCUUACUGUGUAUCAGACAGGCCUGAACCAUGUGCUGAGCAGAAAGGAAUGAGGCAAAUCUGUAUCUACUUAGCUGCUCUGGGAGCCACUCCAGCCCUCCCCUCCUCUCCCCAUCUUAGGUAAUCUGACCUGUAGCCCAGUCCAGGGGCGGUGAGGCCAGAAAUGCCUCCUCCUGCUGCACCCUUGACCAGCUCCAUCCCUAGGGGUCUCUGCGCUUCGCCUGAAGCGGCCCUCAGUGCCAGGCAGCUUCCCAGCCAUUCUCCAAAGGCUCCACAGAGCCCCACUCCUCGCCACUCGGAGCCCCCGAUCCCCCAACACUGCUGGGGAUCUGUCUGGGCUGCCGAGGCCCCCAAACUACCGAAGACCGAGUCCCUCACUGGACCUGCUGGGGUUUGUGGAGCAGCGGAGGCAAAAGUUAGGCGCUCUGUGUGUCUAGCCUGCAUGCGGCAUUGCCACCAACCCCCCUGGUGUUCAGACAGAAAAGCACAGAAGGCUGGCCUGUGGGAGCCGGUGGCCAUCAGAUAGUUAAAUGUCUAUGUCGGAGUGACUUCAGUCAAGAAGCCCUGAUAGCGUUUGAGGUCGCAGGCAGUGUGCUGCUUUCCAUAGCACGGGUGUUCACACACAGUCACUUUCAGGGCAGCAGUUUCAUUUAUCAAUGCCAUUGCUAACCUUUCUCUUCUGGAUUGUUUUUGGCCAGACAGUUUGAGGUUGAUAGGCCUGUUCUCAGAGAACCGAGGAUGGCGGUGUUAAGUGACUCAUUUAACACACACGGGUGCACACUGGAUGCCGGGGCCGCCGAUGAGCAAGGCGUGCUUGGAGCCGAGAAGACACUCACCGGGUCUCCAUUUUUACUCCCUGUAGGAGUUCAAAGGCCAUUCAAAAUGUAGUCACCCAGGGUUAUGAAUCCCGCUGCAGCCUGGUGAGGCUUCUCUUCAGAGCCUAGGUGCAGAUGCAGCAGCCCCAGGCAUGGGGAAGCAAUUCUGCCGCCCCCAGGAGGUCAGAGCCAAGCCGGGGCCCCUGCGACACCUGGCAUGUUCAGUCACAACUCUACCCAAUUCAAGGAUGUUUAUGGGCCUCUCUGUUAGACCCCUUGGAGAAUGAAAGAUAGAAAUGACCCAUUCCCUGCCUGUUGGGAACUCAGAGGUGAUUGGGGAGACAGAUACACACACACAUAUAAGAGAGAUUGUGAUAUGUGCUGAGAAGGGUAUGAGAGAGGAAGAGGUGAACUUUGCCUGGAGGAAUCCUAGAAAGCAUUGUCACAUUUCUGUCUCCAUUAGCUCACUGUUGAACAACUAGGAUGCCAGAAGGACCUUUGCCUGAGGGUACUUUAUGGCUGAAAGUACUUGGAACUGUUUCCAGAGUCUUAAAACUCUCACCCUCCCCACAAAUACAUCCAUGGUCGCAAAUGGGAAUAACAAUUCCAAGUGCUAGGGUGUGUACAGGAAUCCUGGCUCUCCGCAUAUAGCUCAGAAUUGCCAUUGGACUUGUCCCAAAGUCUGGAGUCUAUAUAAGUAGGCAAAGUUUGUCUUCAGUGUCCCUGCCUCAGCCUCUGUCUCCACUACUCAUCUUAGGAUCCCAUCAGUUGCCCACAGUACCCUCACUUCUCUCCCUGUCUUCUUUGUAAAUCCUGCUCACUGACUUAUUCACACUAAAGUGUAAAUGACUGAUAUGAGGAAUGUGUCACCUGUUCCCAGAGACACUUGUUUUUAACUACAGCAGAGCCUUAAUCCCAAAGGAAGAUUGUGGAACUGACGGUAGAGGUGAGGUGGGGGUGCAGGCUAGGAGGAGGAGCUUUCUGGGUGGAGAUUCCUUAGAUAAGAUUCACUGCUUUGGAAGGUCCACUCCACCACCCCAGGACACUUUUGGACUCCGAGGGAAUAUAGUCCUAGUGUGUGUGCACAGGCAUUCGCACAGCAGCAUUUCACCCAUUUUGAAAUGUAAUUCUUGUAUUGGCCGAUGUGUUUCCUGGUCUUUCUUAGAUGCAAACCAUUAAUAUCAUGAUCUCAUCUAAUAGUUUUUUGAGGGGUGCUUCUUGAUUAAGUAGGUAAUUUUGAACACCUCUUUAAAUACAGCUAGAAAAUAAAACCAAUUUGUAAAGCCACAUUUGCAUAUGAUGCCAGCCUCACGCAUUUGUAUAUCUUCAGAAACCCAGAUAUGCCUCACUAAUUUGCCCGUCUUUAAUAAAAUCAUGUUAAAAUUUGCAUCAAA